CCCCGCCCCAACCUUUCCCCCUUUCUCCUCCACGCAAACACACACCUCCCACAUUACCCUCCCUCCUCGCCCCCUCCCACGCGACUGAUGACUUCUAUCGACGGGGACAGCUCCUUCGAAGAGGUCAACCACAGCGACGAUUCCGACGCGCCCCCCUCCCCGGCCAGCCCUCCUCUUGCCGCCAUCAUGACCGGCCAGGAGCAUGAUCCCCUUUCCAGCCCGUCCGACGGCACGCAUGCCGACGACGAGGCCCCCAAUGCCACCCCCAGCCAGCCCCCCUCGUCGGCUCCCUCUUCGGAUGGCGACCCCUCACUGGCUGUCGCUGACGCCCCCGCCGCCGGCCCUCCCUCGCUGACGGUCGAGACGACGCCCCUGCCGGUGUCCUCCAACUCCGGCGUCAUUUCGGCCCUUUCGCCGACGUCUCUCCUGAAGGAGGCUUUGUCCCCGCGGCCGGAUGCGGUUGGCAGCCCCCGGUCCGCCGGGCAAGUGACCAUUUGGUCCAUCAACGCCAUGGAUGACGAUGAUGAGACCGGCAAUGCCGGCGAGGAGUCCGACGACUCGCUCAAGGCCCUGGCCACUGGGGACAUUGAAGGCACUCCGGACGACGCCAGCCCCUCCUCCCUGGAGGGCAGCAACGACACCAGUCCCGCUGUCGGGUCUCAUGCUGAUGCCGACAGUGCCUCGGCCGCCGCCGCCGCGCCGGCCACCACCGGGUCCCGUGGCGGGGCCUCGGCCACCGGGGGAAGCUCCCGGCCGACCCGCCCAGCUGGAGGACCUUCGGGCUCACCCAAGCGCUCGGCCGAUGGCCGUGGCACCGCCUCCUCGGGCGCCGGCAGUGUGAGCACCUCGCGCGAGUCCAUCGCCCGGCUGCCGUCCAACUCGCACUCAUUCGUCAAUCUGGCCUCCCUGGCGGCACAGCAGCCGCAGCAUCAUUUCCCGCAUGCCCACCAGACCGUUCAGUUCCAGCAGGCGCACCAGCAUACCUUCCACCAGACGGCCAAUUCGCACCUGGCCCCCCUGGCCCCAUUGCAGAACGCCCAUCGGUCAAUGUCCCAUAGUUCGGCCCUGUCGGGGCUGGCCAGCCCGAUUCCCUCGGCGUCAGGCCUGUCCUUGGGGACUGGUGUCGGUCCAGCUGGGCCUCUGAAUGCCCAAGGCACGUCCCGGGCCCUUGCCAUGGAGCCGGAUGCGCGUGCCCCGCCGGCGGCCGAUGUCGCGGCGCCGACGCGCUCGCUGGCCCCUUCGCCCGCCGGCAUGCGCGGCCCCAUGAACCCCGACACCGGCGCCACGACUGGCGGCACCCACAACUCCGGCAAUCCCAAUCCCCACACCAAGACCCCGCUGUCGCAGCUGAACCUGGCCAAGGUGACCAAGCUCUUUGGCGAGUCGACGCCGGGAGGCGGCCCGCAUCGGUCCCUCUCCCGGCGCAUGGCCACCGAGAGCACCAGCUGGGCCAUCGGCGAUGUGGACGAGGACAAUGUCCAGCUGAAGUUCGAUCAAAUGUUCCUGGACGACAUUUUGCGCACCAUCCAGACCGAGUCUCGUAGUGGCCUGCAUUUCUUGGACUUCUCGACCCUCAUGCGGGAAGGCUGCUCCAGUCUCAUCAAUGAUUCCUUCACCCGGUGCUUCGUGCCGCAGAAGGCCCGGCGGUGGAACUGGAACAUUUAUCUCUUCAUCAUGUACUGCCUCGGAGUGGUUCUGCGCUAUGUGGUGCUCUUCCCACUGCGUGUCCUUACUCUGAUAUCGGCGUUUGUGCUGUUCUUCCUGCUGCGAGGCAUCACCGGGCUGAUCUUCCAGAACUCCCCUCGCCGCCGGAUUCAGUGGCAGCGCCGCAGUCUUCAGACGCUUUCCUACAUCUUCUCCAUGGCCCUCUCUGCUGUGAUCAAGUAUCAUGGCACGCCUCCAACUCGCCGGCCCAAUCAGGUAUACGUGGCCAAUCACACCUCUCUCAUCGAUGUGGUCGUGCUCAAUGUGGACCAAAUCUACUCGAUGCUUGGGCAGCGCCACGUCGGCUUUGUGGGCUGGCUGCAGGAUUCCGUGCUGGCCGGCACGGAUUGCCUCUGGUUCAACCGCAUGGAGGCCAAGGACCGCAAGAUGGUGUCGGAGAAGAUUCGUGAGCACACUCACGACAUCAACCGGUCGCCGCUGCUGAUUUUCCCCGAAGGCACAUGUGUCAACAACAAGCACAUUGUCAUGUUCAAGCGCGGUGCAUUCGAGCUUGACGCCGAUGUCUGCCCGAUUGCCAUCAAGUACAAUAAGGACUUCGCGGAUGCUUUCUGGAAUUCCAAGAAGGAGUCCUUCCUUGGGUAUCUUUUCAAGCUGAUGACCAGCUGGGCUCUUGUUGUUGAUGUCUACUACCUCGAGCCGCAGACCCGCCAUCCGGAGGAGUCGGUGACCAUGUUCGCGGAUCGCGUGAAGAAGCUCAUUGCCCGCUGUGCCGGCUUGGUUCCGGUCCCCUGGGAUGGCUAUCUCAAGUAUUAUCGUCCGCGUGCCUCCUUCAUGCAGUACCGGCAAAAUGCCGUGUCCAAGCUUCUUCGCCUGCGUCUGGACCUGCAUGAGAACUUGAACAUCGAGGAGCCACCCUCAGAUGGCAACAUCUUGGAUUUCCAGACCGACUCCGGUGAGCUGGAGGCACUUGGUGAUGAGCACAACUCCGGCUCCCUGGGCCCGAGUGACGAGGCCGACCAGUCGACGUCGGAAACCGCUCGUAGCUCCGACGCACAGACCUUUGCCACCACGGCCGCUCCACGGAAGACCCCAUCAUAGCCGAUGUAUCCCCUCAAAUAUCUGCAGGCGUGCUCGCUGCCUGACAGACUGGCGUUUGCCUGCCCUCCGGAUAAACUCGCAUCCCGGCCAUUCUCCCUUGUGCAUUGAAGAGUAUCACCUUUCAUCAAAAAAAAAAGUGCC
Molecule: messenger RNA, 2904 nt
Organism: Fonticula alba
Lineage: Eukaryota; Rotosphaerida; Fonticulaceae
Exons: 8
Coding region: 88-2763 (891 amino acids)
Biological process (GO): triglyceride biosynthetic process
Cellular component (GO): endoplasmic reticulum
Molecular function (GO): glycerol-3-phosphate O-acyltransferase activity
Source: RefSeq, a predicted model, not a curated record